Molecule: messenger RNA, 1927 nt
Organism: Ceratosolen solmsi marchali
Lineage: Eukaryota; Metazoa; Arthropoda; Insecta; Hymenoptera; Agaonidae
Product: membralin
Exons: 11
Coding region: 368-1927 (519 amino acids)
Biological process (GO): positive regulation of ERAD pathway; response to endoplasmic reticulum stress
Cellular component (GO): endoplasmic reticulum
Source: RefSeq, a predicted model, not a curated record
UUUGUAGCUGGUUGAAAAGUUCUGGUAAUUUAUUGACAGUACAAACUAAAUAAGAGGAAAGAAAAAACAACAUAAUAGAGAGGGAAAUACAUAUAGAGCAGAAAAGUUUCGAUCACAACACCUGUGAUCAUAUUGCGUCCAUACGCUUACUUUUGAAUUUUAGACGACAUUCAACAAUUGAACGAUUAAAUUGCAAAUUCAUUAUCUGUUCUUCUGAAACGAAGAAUCUGUUUUACAAAUUAUCUGGAAAUGUUGACACAUAUAACAGAAUGCUUCAAUACAAGAAUUAUUUUCAGUGACUUGAUGAGUUUUGAUAAUUAAGUCAUUUUUUGGCUGCAGUAAUUGUGUUGACAGUACCUGUAUAAAGAUGCCACAAUUAGACGUUGCUGCUGUACCACUGGCGAAUAACCAGAAUGUUGCAGUAGCAGAUAAUAAUCACAAUUUGGCAGAAGCAAUUGGCCCUGUUUUAAACAAUAAUAAUAUAAAUAGAACAAGGAAUAAUAAUAAUCAAAAUUCAUUAUUUAAUGUGCGAGAUAGGUUAUUUCAUGCUCUAUUUAUUAAAUCUGCUUUAUUCUAUGCAAGAACCUUCCCAAGACCUGUCAGAAGAAUGAUAGAAUUUGUUGUUUUAUUAAAGGCAAUUAUGGCAUUUUUUGUGCUAGUUUAUAUACAUGUAGUAUUUUCGCGUGCACCAGCUAACUGUUUGGAACAUGUGAGAGAUGAAUGGCCAAGAGAUGGAAUACUCAGAGUAGAAAUCCUAAGAAAUGCUGGAGAUGAUUAUAGUAUAGAGAAAAGCUAUGCUAAGGAGGAAAAACUACGUCAAGAAAAAGUUGAAGAUUUGAAUAGUGUUUUAGGGAUACUAUCUGGUGAAGGAUUUAUUAAUAUAGAACCAUCUGCAGUUAACGAUGAUCAAGGUACUCAUAUAUCAGAUGAAGGGUUACAAAAUUUAACGAUCUCUGUUAAAAAAUUAAAUUUAGAAGGUGCUACUGUAGAUAAUAUGGAAAAUAUUAGUGCAUCAAAUGCAGCUAUUAGUCCUUUCUUAUCGACACAACUUUGGAGUAGUUAUACUCAAGAUCAUUCCCACGAACCAACAUCUUUAGCUAUGAAGGCAUUAGAUAAUAAAACAAAUGAUGAAAGUAAUGAAGCAUCUAUUAGAGAUAAUAUUAUUCAGCCUUUGAAACAUAAAGUUUCAGAAGUUGAAAAAAUAGUUAAAGCAGUUUUCCCAGAAGAUGAGUACAUAGUUGAGUACUCCUUGGAGUAUGGAUUUUUGCGUCUCUCACCUGAAAGGCGUCAAAAAUUAAACAUUCCAGUGAAAAUCGUUACUUUAGACCCAUUGAAUGAUAAGUGCUUUGGAGAUGCUUUUUCGAGAUUGAUUCUAGAUGAAUUUUUAGGUUAUGAUAAUUUAUUAAUGGCUAGUAUCAAAACACUUGCAGAGCAUGAAGAUAAUAAAGGGUUUUUACGUAAUGUUGUUACAGGAGAGCAUUACCGUUUUGUAAGCAUGUGGAUGUCAAGAACAGCGUAUAUAGCUGCAUUCUUCAUCAUGCUUAUUUUUACUGCAUCAAUUUCAAUGCUUUUACGUUACUCUCAUCAUCAGAUCUUCGUUUUUAUUGUUGAUCUUUUACAAAUGCUAGAAUUCAAUGCUACAGUAUCAUUUUCAGCUGCUUCUCUUCUUACUGUGAUUUUAGCACUUGUUGGAAUGGAAGCAAUAAUGUCGGAAUUUUUUAAUGAUACGACAACGGCGUUUUACAUUAUGCUGAUUGUUUUUAUUGCCGAUCAGUAUGAUGCCGUUUGUUGUCAUACUACUAUUACUAAGAGGCAUUGGUUAAGUGUACGGGGCGAGGAGGGCCAAGUAACUAAGAUUAGAUGUGAGCUCCUGAUGUUGAUAGGAGGAUUGCAGGCUAGUGGACAAGAUAGUACAUGUAUUCAAUAA